CAGUUCCUGACGAAGUUUUAAAAAGUUUAAGGGAUGAAAAGGUUUCAAGAGUUCGACGUUUCUGCAAAGAAUUGGGUAUACCGGACAACGGUUCAAUGAUGGAUCUAAUCAUCAGACUUCGUGAACAUUCAAUAAAACAGACUGAUUAUGACAGGGCAUAUGAGAAAAUCUUUGGCACAUCUGGUGGAUGGCUUAUUGCUGCCUGUCCUCAUUCUGUGGUUUAUGCAGCGAAGAGUCUCCUCAGAGGUGAAAGUCCGAGAGAUUUCGUCGAUUUGAUGAGAUCUUUCAAACAUCGACCGAACAUCUUGAUAUCGGAUAUAGCCAACAGAGUAGCUGCCAGCGGAAAUAAAAUCACCCGCAUGUUUUAUCCAUUUGAGGGACGUGUGGCAGAAAACACCAACGAAAACUUAGAAAAGGCUAAAAGUGGGCUGUUUACUUGGGAAUUGGGGUGCCUUAAUGAGAUCGGGCCAGAAACAACAGUCAACCAGUCAAUAAGCAAUGAAAAAAAUCCAACAUCCGGGUCAUCGGAACACUAUAGCUUAUUUGACUGGUUCCACGAAGAUAAUACCAAGGAUGUUAAGGAAAUUCUGAGAAAGGUAUCUUUAGUGGAAGGAUUAGGGUCAUUUACCAACUCCCAAGUUGUUGAACAGUUUUUCAACAGCAUGAGAAGAGAUCUUUAUUUCCUAAACGAGAUGUCUCCAGCUGUUCAUGUUUUCAUCUGUCGCCUCAUGUUGCAAUUCCACAAUGAGAAAUCGAACAACUUAAUAAAAAAGCAACAGAGUAAGUUAUUUCCAACAGAGAUGUCUUUAAACCAGUUAGGUCAGUUAUGUCAGCAGUUUGGAGACGACAUCAAUGGUAUACAAACAUCAAUUGUUGAGAAUUUGGAAAUACGAGAAGAUCAUGGAUCAGGAAACGUUGGUCAGCCAUCAGAUGUCACCACACAGAAUACUUGCCCUACAGCUACUAGUAUGACUGAUAGAUCACCUUGCGCAGUUCCUUUACAUUUUCAGGAGCUAUCGCAAAUACAGAGCGCACUAAACUCGUCAGCCAGGGAGAAUUAUUCGAUCUAUUCCUCUUUAAUGCUGUCUACUUUUGAGGAAAAAAUAAGAGAGCUCACAAACACCUGGGACAACCUUUCUGACGAAGAAAGACAGGCUAUAUCACUGAACAUGGACUAUGUAUCAAAUGUUCUCUUCAAAUGUCCAUCGGAGAGAAGACUGUCAGAAGUGUCAAGCAUUUUUGUUGCAGGAUCUAAAUAA
Mytilus californianus (California mussel) is the source of this 1259-nucleotide messenger RNA. RefSeq lists its product as uncharacterized. The coding region runs from base 96 to 1259 and encodes 387 amino acids. The record is from RefSeq and is a predicted model, not a curated record. NCBI's taxonomy places the organism in Eukaryota, Metazoa, Mollusca, Bivalvia, Mytilida, Mytilidae. The transcript has 4 exons.